This is a messenger RNA of Diprion similis, 558 nucleotides long. RefSeq names its product V-type proton ATPase subunit e 2-like. Gene Ontology annotation, biological process: proton transmembrane transport. The transcript has 4 exons. The record is from RefSeq and is a predicted model, not a curated record. Lineage: Eukaryota; Metazoa; Arthropoda; Insecta; Hymenoptera; Diprionidae. Gene Ontology annotation, molecular function: proton-transporting ATPase activity, rotational mechanism. Gene Ontology annotation, cellular component: proton-transporting V-type ATPase, V0 domain; plasma membrane proton-transporting V-type ATPase complex. Bases 98 to 352 code for a protein of 84 amino acids.
GAUUUAACACUCCUACAGUCAGAAGGCCAUUUGCAUUCUGCUGUAGCACUAGAUUCGUUCAGCGUUUUUCCACUCUCGUGAACAAAAAUUCGCGAAAAUGGCUGCAUCGGUCGUCGCUGUUUUAGUUUUUACGAUUCUCUGGGGUGUGGUUGGAAUUGUUCUCCCGUUUUUGGUACCUAAAGGUCCGAACAGAGGAAUUCUGCAAGCCAUUUUAAUACUGACGGCAGCUACGUGUUGGUUAUUCUGGCUCUGUUGCUACAUGGCACAAAUGAACCCUCUUAUUGGGCCUAAACUGGAAAACACGACUCUUCUGCUGAUUGCAAGAGAAUGGGGAAAUGAAGCCACCAUCUAAACAGCUAACAACAAUCCAAUUUAACGUAUUAUUAUUGUAAAUAAAGUAAAUGUGAGAAUUGAAUGAUCCAAUAUUCCUUGUGAAAUUGAUAUUUAAUUAAGAUUUCACUAUUAUCAUAAAUUAGACUAGUCAGGAAUGUAUAAUUUAUAAGCAGAGGUGGGGGUCGUUCAGUAAAUGUAAAAAAUACUAUUUCCAAGCACGUAAAA